Messenger RNA from Homarus americanus (American lobster), 4577 nucleotides. Its product is annotated as myb-like protein X. The coding region runs from base 690 to 1568 and encodes 292 amino acids. NCBI's taxonomy places the organism in Eukaryota, Metazoa, Arthropoda, Malacostraca, Decapoda, Nephropidae. The record is from RefSeq and is a predicted model, not a curated record. The transcript has 5 exons.
CUCCUCAGUUGUGUGUUGACCGCGGGCAGAAGUGGUUGCCAGACGCACCUCUCUACACCCACUUUCCAGUUGUUAUAACGUGCUGAAAAAUAAACCUGCCCCUUUAUUUAAAUCCAUUCAUGACAGUUAUAUUUUGGCUGUUAUGAGACAAAAGGUGUUGUGUAUGUAUCAGAAAAUUAAGUUUGUGUUGUGAUUUUAUAAUAGAUUAAGCAAUAAACUAGUGAUAUUUGCCAAGAAUCUCACAAGCGGAAGCGUAGGCCUAAGGUAUAUUCAGCCUAGGGAAGUUUGAGGAGCAGCUGAAUAUUUCACUAAUCACUCGAGGAUUUGUGUGUAAACAUCCCCGUUGGAUUAAGAGGACAGCACCAGCCAUUGUUCGCUCUGCCGCCUUGAAGUCUCCCUCGUAAAAGGUAGCGCGCGCGCGUGUGUGUAAGACAGUGAGGAUCCGAAGACCAUCAUCUGCUGUUGUUGUUGUGGUCGGGAUCCUGGUGGCCUUUCUACAGGUGUAUAUCCGGGUAAUUUAAAGAAACUGGUGGGAGGAACUCUGUUGACCUUUCUUGAUCUUCAACUGUGACCUGCAGUGACCCAGCGAACCAAGUUAAUAUCAGUGGUGACCUCCAGUGACACGAGGCGAAGUGAAGUGACCCGAGUUAACCUUCCUGUGACCUCUCGGGACCCUCCAGAAGAGCAUCAUGGAGCGAAAUAUUCCUCACGUGCUGGAUGUGUUCACCUGCUCCCCCAGGGCCAGGCGCCGCGUCCAUACCACUGAUCUGGACCAGGUCGCCGUACAGAUGAAGGACGCGGAGUUGACACAGAAGAACCCUGGCAAUGAUUCCGCGGUGUCGGUGGGCUCCAGCGACGAUGACGACGAGGCGAACAUUUCCAAGUACUUCGACUACCUGAACGACGAUGACCCGGGUAGUGGCAGCGCCUCCAGGAGGAAGAAGAAGAAGAAGAGUCAAGGGAAGGAGAACCAACAGGGAAGUGAUAAUCAAGGGAAGGAGAAUCAGGAUAAGGAUAAUAAAGCGAAGGAGAAACAAGAGAACGAGAAGUCUUCCUCAGAGAGAACCAGUCGUAAAGAGAACUACGAGAAGGACAUGCGACACAUCGAGCGUCACCUCUCCAUGAAGAAGACGAUUCGUAAGAAGAUGAUGCGUGACCUCCAGCAGGCGUUUGUGGAGGACCCCGGCGAAUUCCAGCAAGACCCCAACAUCAUGGCCCCAGAGAAAAAGAACAACAUCGACAUCCGCAACCUCACCUUCUCCAAGAGCCGCCUCUCAAAAUCAGAACAUAACUUCCUGGACAUGCUUAAAGACGAGACAGCCAAGGAGAAGGAGAAGAAGGAACGUAAGGGUAUAUUAGGCUAUAGAGAUUUUAUGAAGAAUAACAAAAAUAAGGAAUCCCAAGAUGUACUCAAGGAUGAUGACUCAGGCAAUGGCUCCCCGUCACGUGAGGCACCGAAGAAUGCCGUGAGUAAGGAGGACUUGAUAGAUACGAAGGACACGCCCAAAGAAGAGAAGAAAAUAGGAUUCUGGAAGAAACUAACAGGGAAGGGAAAAAGCAAGCGAUAAGGGGCCGAGUUUUUUUUUCCCCAUUAUGCCCCUCCUUAAAAUAAUUGACUGUGAUAACCUUCCUGUGCCUAUUGCACCAGCAGCCAUCCUUUAACUCUUCCCUGUUACGUCCUCUGUUAUAGGGUCCACCCAGUCAUAGUUUGUUUAUAACGUCAUCUGUUAGUGUUCUGCCUCAAUAAUGUUCUUCAUCUUCCUCUUCCUGACUUUGCCCCUCCACCUCUUGCUCCUCUCCCCCAUCUUUAUCUUAAAAUUAACCAUUUCCUUGUUCUCUCAAUAUCUUUAGCUUAUAUCACCUUUCUUUCCACCAUUAUCUCCUCCUCCUCCACCUUUACUAUCCACCAUUAUCUCCUCCUCCUCCACCUUUACUAUCCACCAUUAUCUCCUCCUCCUCCACCUUUACUAUCCACCAUUAUCUCCUCCUCCUUCACCUUUACUAUCCACCAUUAUCUCCUCCUUCACUAUCCACCAUUAUCUCCCCUCCACUGGUAUGUCUCUACAGUCUUCCAUCUUGCAGACCUCAGCUAGUGUUUACGAAUCGCUUAGAUGCAAAACAAACCUCACGUGUAAGUCUGUAUAAAUAUUGAUCAUGUUCCUGUAUAUACCCUAGAGUUAGGGAUUCUUUUUCUUAUUAUUAUUUCUUUUGUUAGAGGUAAUGGGUGUCCGUCAUGUUCACAUUUUGAUAAUUUAAGCUUUGGAGAAUAUCUCUAUGUGUCAGUCUUAGUUUUGAGCUGAAAUCGAUAAAUGUGAUUCUAAAGUGAUAGUUUUAAGGCUGAGGUUGAUAGACAUUUUUAUCUCACGUAUAUUUUUUUUUUUUAAUGAUUUCUUAGUUGUUGUUUGGUAAAUAAUGAAUAAAUAUAUAUAUAUAUGUAUUUUAGUUCCAUUGAAGAAGCCUGUAUGAUGCUGUUUUAGAACAUCCAUUCAACAUUUAUGAUCAGGUCAUAAGAGUUAUUAUGGGUGUUUCAUGUGACUUGGUAUUGUGUGCUUAUUGUUCCUCAUUUGUUUUGGGAUGUUGUAAGUUAGGAAUCUUGUUAUUCAUAUAUUUAUUUAAUUUUCGAGGAUGAUAUCAUAUUAGGGUAAAGAUUGGACCAAUGCUUUAUUAUUAUUAUUAUUUUAAGAUGGAGAUAAUAUAUGUGCGAUAAAAUAUAGUUACUAAGAUCCUGAGAUGUGUUUAGUUAUGAGGAAUUUUAAUUACACAAUACACGUUAUGUUGAUGAUUUAGUGCCAAUAGUAACUAGCUCUUCAAUACUGGGACUCUACAACCCACAAUGUGUUAUAGAAAUAAUGUGUAAAUAUUAUUGUAUCGAAUAUAUAUAUGUGUGUGUGUGUGUGUGUGUGUGUGUGUGUGUGUGUGUGUGUGUGUGUAAGUAGCAUUACUCUUAAGAUUUGGUAAUGCAGGGAGUUUGUUAGGUAAGUGAAGGACCCAUAACCUUGACUUGGGUUUACUUAUAACUGCUUCACUUGAUAACUAUAGUAGUGGCAACAGUGUUUAUCUGUAUCACACACACAUUUUCUUGUGAUGCUUCGUUAGGAUUCAUUCAUUACAAAUAUGUGGCAUUCUAUGAUACUCUUCUUCUCUGUGUUUUGUCUUCAGCAGCAGUUCAGUCAAAAAAACCAUAAAAAAAAAUGUUUACUGUAUUAGUUUUCCAGAUUUUUAUUAAUACCCAUUUUUUCAAUUUUGUUUUUCACCAUGUUGGUUUCAUUUCCUUGUGUGUCAUGAUUGUUACAAUGGCUAUCUCUGUCUGUACUAUAAUAAUCUUUCUUUCUGUCAACACACACAUAAUAUCACACGUCCCAGUCUUUAUUUAGUCUCAGUUACACCGAUCCUUCAGCCAGUAUUCAGAGGGACACAUAAUAAAAAACUUGACUGUGUGUGUGUAAAUAUUCACGUUAAAUGAAUUCAUAUCUCAAAACAUCCUUCAAUCUUCAGACUCAAUAAUCAUACCUAUUGUCAGUCUCGUCCAAAGGCUCUUAGGAGGAUCUGUAUGUUUGUAAAGUCUCGAUAAAUUCUUUCCAAUCCUCACAAGAGACAGGUCCUGAUCACAGAGGCACAUGCUGGCCCUUGAGAACUCUGAGAAUAUAUUCAGGUUUAAACAUACACGUUAUCUGACCAUCAUUUAAGACAUUUGUUUUGUGUUGUUUAAUUUUUGCUUUUCUCAAUACAAGAACAGGUAUUGUAUAUUAGUCUUGGGUAAAUGGUGUGUUUUAGUUUCAUUAGACAAGUUUGAGGGAAGGAGUGUAUAUCCUGUGUGAUCUUAGUCUUUUAUAUACUCUAUAGACGGAGGUAUAUAACUUUGUAUUCCAUUAUGGCUGAAUUAUAACGAGUUUGUAUCAUGAGCUUAUGUGAAAAAAACUUUAUAGGUCACAUCUUUAAAUUCUGUAGAAAGUUAUCUAUAUCAUCACCAUCGGAUCUUAAAGACACAUUUUUAGGUCAAUUUAUCACUGAGACUUGACACCUCCCGCCAUGGCUGUGUUAGUGGGGUCUAGGAGCUGCCUUGAGAGCGCAAAAUUAGGCGUUUGCAGUUUACCCCCAGUCCGCGGCGGCCAGUCGGCCGCGGCGAGUUUCCCGCGGCCAGUUGGGCUGCGGCCAGAUGGCGGCGGCCAGUUGUCCCAUUCCCGUGUUAGUGACCCACAACAAGACACCUGACAUUUUUCUGAUCAUUGUCUUUACAUUAUUUUAUUUCUCUACAUUGUCUUGUUCGUCUUGUAUGUACUUGUGAACAUUAUACACUGAUCAUUACCUAUACCUUAAUGUAUAUCUUGAGUAAAAGAAAUUAAUGGUUUAUAGAUGUCAUUAAGGAUUAUGUUAAAAAUUCAACACGCUAGAAGAUAAUGUAAAACUGCACUGAUUGUAAGCUUUCACUCCUUCAGGUUUUUUUUUAGGGAUUGUACUGUGUGUGUGUGUGUGUGUGUGUGUGAUGUUUAGCUUUUCCAAAUGUAUAAUUUUACUAUUGUAUUUAAAAAAUAAAAAGAUAAUGAAAUUUAUGCAUAUAUACACAUAUGUACAGUAUA